Messenger RNA from Haliotis rufescens (red abalone), 1255 nucleotides. Its product is annotated as cysteine-rich motor neuron 1 protein-like. Lineage: Eukaryota; Metazoa; Mollusca; Gastropoda; Lepetellida; Haliotidae. Bases 77 to 619 code for a protein of 180 amino acids. Gene Ontology annotation, molecular function: serine-type endopeptidase inhibitor activity. The transcript is spliced from 7 exons. The record is from RefSeq and is a predicted model, not a curated record.
UCCAUGUGUAUAUAAGUGUGUGAGCGGUCGCUGUGAGAAAUUGUCUUUCCAAGCCAUUGAGAGAACGUUUACAACAAUGGAUGUACUUCUACAAGCCUGUCUGCUGUGCCUGCUAUGUACGACGCUAGUAGCCCCCGCACGCUCCAUGAUGUUUGGAGGCUGUCCGGGGUUCAUGUGUGGCAAAAACUGUCCUUCCGGCUACAAAAGAGAUAUGAUGGGAUGUAAACUCUGUCAGUGUAAAACACCUCCUGUAGUAAACAGACCAAUAUUACUUGUCCCCGUGGUGUGCAGGGAGCCUAACUGUAGCAUGCUGUGUGCCGACGGCUACGUGCGCGACAGCAGGGGGUGCCUCACGUGCAUGUGUAAGCCAGCUUCUUCUUCGGUUAUGGGUGUGAUGAGCCCCAUGAAUACUGGUUCCGGUUCCGGUUCCGGGUCAAGCUCCUCGGGGUCAGGUUUUUUGUCUAUUCCGUGUCCCAAGGGGGUGUCAAAGGUCAAUUGUAACAUGCCACCGUGCCUUGGAGCCAAAUGCCGAAUGUACCCCAUGGCUACCUGUGUUGAAAGCUACUGCGGGGGCUGUCGUUAUGCAUUCUACGUUAACAAGAAGAAAGUGUCCUGCUGAGAGACCAACUACCUUGACAACAUCGCGUGUGUAGCUACGUGUAAAAACAAGAACCUGUCCUGCUUAGAAAGCAGCUACCCAGCUUUAUUGCUGAGUGUACCGUUAACAACAAGAAAGCGUCCUGAAUUGUUUGAUAGUCAUUACUUAGAAGUUGACGGAUGCCAAAGUGGACACGAUUUAUGGAUAACAACUUCUUUAAUUGCUGUAAAGGCGACGUUUCGGUUUUCGGGAUAGAGCACUUGACAAGUCUUGAUUGACAAAGCUAUAAGGAUCUAUACCGAAACGUCGCCUUCGCAGUAAUUAAAGAAGUUCUUAUCCAUAAAUUGUGUCUAACUUGAAGAGAGCUUCCUGCUUACACACACUCAGAUCCAUACAUUGUCCAUAUAUUGUAUUGUUUCAUCGUCAUUGCACCGUUAUACAUCGUGUAUACAUUAUAACCACUGAACUGUGACUGGUAGCACUGUGGUUUAAGAAGACAUGGCGUGGGUCGAAUCUUACAUUCGUCCAAGAUACCAUCUUGACUUUGUCAGUAUAUUACCGUGUUCGUUGAUGUCAUAAGCUGAAACCAACAUUGUUGUCACUUUCUCCCUUACAGUCAUUCUACAUUUAUACUUUGAAUAAAGUAAUGAAACACUA